Messenger RNA from Dujonia railenensis, 318 nucleotides. The record is from the annotation of a GenBank genome assembly. NCBI's taxonomy places the organism in Eukaryota, Fungi, Ascomycota, Pichiomycetes, Serinales, Debaryomycetaceae.
AUGGCUACAGGUGCCCCAGGUGGUACGUUUUCGAGAUGGACCCCAACCCCUCCAGAACGAGGCUCGUUCCCACUCGAUCAUGAAGGUGAAUGUAAACUCCAGAUGGAAAAGUAUUUAAAGUGUAUGAAAUUCACUGCAAACCAAAAUGCACCAAACUGUAGAGCAUUGGCAAAGGAUUACUUAAAAUGCAGAAUGGAUAAUCAAUUAAUGGAUCAGCUGAAUUGGGAAUCAUUGGGUUUGGUCAAUUUGCCCAACUUGAAAAAUGAUGAUAAUGUCAAAAAUGACGAACAAACUAAAUCAAGCAGCUCUUCUACCUGA